Messenger RNA from Anguilla anguilla (European eel), 8161 nucleotides. Its product is annotated as diacylglycerol kinase eta-like. The coding region runs from base 139 to 3933 and encodes 1264 amino acids. Gene Ontology annotation, biological process: intracellular signal transduction; diacylglycerol metabolic process; lipid phosphorylation. NCBI's taxonomy places the organism in Eukaryota, Metazoa, Chordata, Actinopteri, Anguilliformes, Anguillidae. Gene Ontology annotation, molecular function: protein binding; ATP-dependent diacylglycerol kinase activity. The transcript has 30 exons. The record is from RefSeq and is a predicted model, not a curated record.
UCUGAAACACAUUUUAAAGCAAGCGGUCAAUGGCACGACGCUGACAUAAAUAUGGCAGAUCUGUACGCUUUCAGGUGAUCCCUUUACGUCUCUUGGAUAGGUAAAAGUGUUUGCUUCAGUGAAAGAAGAUAGCGGAAGAUGGCGGCGAAGAGAGCCGAUUUUCAGCCGCUGUCCAGCUCUGGCGUGCCGGAGAGGAAAGGAAAGGCGCUCCAGAAUCAGACGGAGUGGUGUGGUCUUUCUGCCCACCAGGACCCGGAGAAAGAUCGAGCGCCAACUGUUGCGGGGAUCUGCGGCGCCGGCAUACAACAUCAUGCUGUCGGUGCUUUCGGAGGCGCGGGUCCAGUGGACGAGUCAUCCGACAGCGAAGGAGAACAAGAGGGGCAACAUAAACUCAUCAGAAAAGUGUCCACCUCUGGCCAGAUCAGGACCAAGACGAGUGUGAAGGAGGGACUACUGCUAAAACAGACCAGCUCCUUCCAGCGAUGGAAAAGACGCUACUUCAAACUGAGGGGCAGAACACUUUACUAUGCCAAGGAUGCCAAGUCACUCAUUUUUGACGAAGUGGACCUAUCAGAUGCGAGUGUCGCUGAGUCAAGCACGAAGAACGUCAAUAACAGUUUCACUGUUAUCACCCCAUUCCGAAGACUCAUCCUUUGUGCGGAGAAUAGAAAAGAGAUGGAGGACUGGAUCAGUUCUUUAAAGUCCGUCCAGUCCAGAGAGCAUUAUGAGACGGCACAGUUUAAUGUGGAACAUUUCUCAGGGAUGCACAACUGGUAUGCCUGCUCCCACGCCCGCCCCACCUUCUGCAACGUCUGCAGAGACAGUCUCUCUGGGGUCACUUCCCAUGGCCUCUCCUGCGAAGUGUGCAAGUUCAAAGCCCAUAAAAGAUGUGCAGUCAGGGCCACAAACAAUUGCAAAUGGACGACCCUGGCAUCAAUUGGGAAAGACAUCAUUGAGGAUGAGGAUGGGAUCGCCAUGCCCCAUCAGUGGCUGGAGGGGAACCUGCCGGUCAGCGCCAAAUGCGCCGUCUGCGACAAGACCUGCGGCAGCGUGCUGCGGUUGCAGGACUGGCGCUGCCUGUGGUGCAAGGCCAUGGUACACACAGCCUGCAUGGACCUGUACCCCCGAAAAUGUCCGCUGGGCCAGUGCAAGGUGUCCAUCAUCCCACCGACUGCCCUCAACAGCAUUGACUCAGAUGGUUUCUGGAAGGCCACAUGCCCACCCUCUUGUGCCAGCCCGCUCCUGGUCUUCGUCAACUCCAAAAGCGGGGACAACCAGGGGGUGAAGUUCCUGCGUCGCUUUAAGCAGCUACUCAACCCUGCGCAGGUGUUCGACUUGAUAAACGGUGGACCUCAUUUAGGACUGCGCUUGUUCCAUAAGUUUGACAACUUCAGAAUCCUGGUGUGUGGAGGAGAUGGAAGCGUAGGAUGGGUUUUAUCUGAAAUCGACAAGCUGAACCUUCACAAACAGUGCCAGCUGGGGGUGCUGCCCCUGGGCACGGGUAAUGACCUGGCACGGGUGCUGGGCUGGGGGCCAUCCUGCGAUGAUGACACACUGCUGCCACAAAUCCUGGAGAAGCUGGAGCGGGCCAGCACCAAGAUGCUGGACAGGUGGAGCAUUAUGACGUAUGAGAUUAAAAUACCUCCCAAGCACAGCUGUCCCAGCACACCUGAGGAGUCAGAGGAUUGCCAGUUUCCGAUCUCGAGCUAUGAGGAUUCGGUCGCCACCCACCUCACCAAGAUCCUCAACUCCGACCAGCACUCUGUGGUCAUUUCUUCCGCAAAGGUCCUCUGUGAGACGGUGAAGGACUUUGUUGCCAAAGUGGGGAAAUCCUACGAGAAAUCUACUGAUAAUGCUGACGGAGCUGAGGUCAUGUCUCUGAAGUGUGCCGUCCUCAACGAGAAGCUGGAUUCCCUCCUCCAGACCCUCAACACGGAGGCCCAGGCCAUGAUCCACCCACCUCACACCACUCCACCGAUCGUGGAAGAGGAGCUGGAGGAGGACGAGGAGGAGGACGAGCUGAGCGAGGAGAUGAGCGAGGAGUCGCUGUCGGAGCUGAAGGAGAAGCUGGAGGAGACGCAGACGGAGAAAUGCUUCAGGCCAAGGGAGCAGCUGAUGUUGCGUGCCAACAGCCUAAAGAGAGCUGUGCGCCAGAUCAUCGAGCAGGCUGAGAAAGUGGUGGAUGAACAGAACGCUCACACGGAGGAGCAGCAGGGCCUGCAGUCACCGACGGAGCUUAAGGAGAAUGAGAGCGAGGAUGACAACAAGGACAAUGAGAAGGAUGAAGACACUAAGCAGCUGGAGUCACCUUCUUCUGCGCUGACGCCAUGUUCCCCUCCUGAGAGCCGAAUGAGCCGCAGCAGCCAAUCCUGCGGCUCCUUUUCCAUCCCCUUCAGCACCAGCAAGGAGAACCUGCCUGUGCUCAACACACGGAUCAUCUGCCCUGGUUUAAGGGCAGGCCUAGCUGCAUCCAUAGCUGGGAGCUCCAUCAUCAGUAAGAUGUUAUUGGCCAACAUUGAUCCUUUUGGAGCAACGCCCUUUAUCGACCCUGACUUGGACUCACUGGAGGGGUAUUUGGAAAAAUGUGUCAUGAACAACUAUUUUGGGAUCGGACUGGAUGCCAAGAUCUCCCUGGAGUUCAACAACAAACGAGAGGAGCACCCAGAAAAGUGCAGGAGUCGCACAAAGAACCUGAUGUGGUAUGGUGUUCUGGGGACCAAGGAGCUGCUACAGAGGACCUAUAAGAACCUGGAGCAGAAGGUUCAGCUGGAGUGUGAUGGACAGUACAUCCCUCUCCCCAGUCUGCAGGGAAUUGCAGUUUUGAAUAUUCCUAGCUAUGCCGGUGGGACAAACUUCUGGGGUGGAACUAAAGAAGAUGAUAUCUUUUGUGCCCCAUCAUUUGAUGAUAAGAUCCUGGAGGUGGUGGCUGUAUUUGGGAGCAUGCAGAUGGCCGUAUCUCGGGUCAUCAAACUCCAGCACCACCGGAUCGCCCAGUGUCGCUCUGUGAGGAUCACCAUCCUGGGAGAGGAGGGGGUCCCUAUCCAGGUGGAUGGAGAGGCCUGGAUCCAGCCCCCAGGGGUCAUUAAGAUUCAGCAUAAGAACAGGGCACAGAUGCUGACUCGAGACAGGGCAUUUGAGAACACACUUAAGUCCUGGGAGGACAAGCUGAAGUACGACAAGCACCCACUGCGGCCACACCUGUACCCCCAGCAGUCUGUAGACCUGGCAUCCGAGGAGGAGGCAGCUCUCGUCCAGCUGUGCGCCCGUGCUGCAGAGGAGCUCAUCACCAGGAUUUGCGACGCGGCCAAGGUCCACGGCAUCCUCGAGCAGGAACUGGCUCAUGCGGUUAACGCUAGUUCUCACGCUAUCAACAAGACACACCCCAAGUUCCCAGAAAGUCUGGCCAGGAACACUGCCAUCGAAGUGGCCAGCACUGUGAAAGCCCUUCACAAUGAAACUGAGUCACUGCUGGUGGGAAGGGUCUCUCUGCAACUGGAGCCUCCCCAUGAGGAGCUGCUGUCCAGCACCUUGCAUAAUGUUGAGCUGGAGCUGGGAAAACUGUGGGAGAUCCCCUGGCUCCACCACAUUCUGGAGCCUGAUCAGGAGCAGGACCACGCCCUGGAGUACAGCAAGAGGAACAGCCGGAGCACCGUGUUCCGCAUUGUGCCAAAAUUCAUGAAGGAAAAACCACCCAAAAAGUGCAGCCAGCAGUCAGUUCAGAGGUGGGGCACUGAGGAAGUGGCCGUCUGGCUGGAGCAGCUCGGCCUCGGGGAGUACAAAGGCACCUUCAUCCGCCACGAUGUCCGCGGCUCCGAGCUCCUGCACCUGGAGAGGAGGGACCUGAAGGAUCUGGGGAUAUCGAAAGUGGGUCAUGUGAAGAGAAUUCUGCAGGGGACUAAGGACCUGGCCAAGAAUGCCUUUGUUGACCUGUGACCCGGAAGGACACGAGUAAGGGCGGGUCACCCUACGACCCUCGCCCAAGAGUUGAUGGAGGGAGAAGGAUGAUGGAACGUUUCCCACCAUUUUGUUGCCAAAAAGAGAAUAGGAAUGGGUUGUUUCAAAUGGUACUGGUGCCAAAGAAUGCAAGAACAGGAUGGGAAAUUUCAAUAAGGCUUUGAUUUUCACAAAAAAAAAGGCAUUAUCACAGUCUCCAUACAGUGAAUGGCAGAAUUACAACAGUACCUCAUCAUUAACCGGCUGCCUCUUCUCUCACAAAAAAAUAAUAAUCAAUAAUAAUGCACAGCAGCAACUUCUCACAAACCUAUACUCUGGGUUUUAUAUAUGACUUCACAAUUGCCAUUUGCCACACUACUUUCCAAAAGAUGAAUUGGCAUUUGGGAAGGUGGGUGAAGUGCAAGAAACAUCUUGCUUUUGAAAAACACCAUUUUACAUUACACAGAGGCAGGGAGAGAGGAUGAAAGAAAUGCAUUGUGGUCUAGCUUCAGUGAACUUCACUGGUUUCAUGGUAGACCGAGAAAGGGAAAAAACAUUUUUAAACAGUGACAUAGAUAACUGUGCAUGCUGUGCCUGUUUGACAUGGGUAUAUGUUUUAUUGCAUGAUGCCUGAUUUAGAUUUUUUUUUUUAAUAUACAAGAACACAUGAGCAAGUUUUAUAUCAAUGCUGGCUGUUGCCACUGAAGUAGCCCCGUCCUCCUUAGCCUUUUAAAUAUUGAAAUAUUUGCAUUAUUCUUCAGUGUCAAUAAGCUGUGUCCUUUAGCCGUUACGUGCCAUAAUUUAAUUUAUUUCACGUGUGGUAAUAUGAUGCUUUUUAACUAUGGUGGGGGCAAUGCAUGGUAUAUUUAUGUAUGUUACAGUUUGCUAACUCACACACUUGAACCCGUGCAGUGCACCAGAAAAUUGAUAUUAGUGAGUGUUGUUUGAUAAAGGUGCAAUAUAAUGUUAUUUCAAUUCAGUUAUUUGACUAUAUAGCUUUAUAUUUGGAUGUUUUUCUGUGGAAAACAUAAUGGGUGGGUGGGUGUUUUGGGGGUUGUUAAGUUAAGUGGACCUUAAAGGAUAAUAUCUGUAAAAUUAAAUGUUUUCAUUGUUCCAAAUGCUUCCAAUAGCUCACUGUUGAUCCAGUGAUCCAGCUUCCUAGAUUGUGUGCUAAACAUGACAACAGUGACUAUAUUUCCUAGUACAGACAGCAAAAUAGUCCAGUUGUGCUCCUAUCAGAUGCAAUAGGUGAAAUGUUUUUUAAAAAUACUUUUUGCAAAUAAUCAAACUGUUUUUAUGCACUUUGUAGUUUGUUUAGAUAUUGAAAAGUUCAGCCACUGUUCACAAGUGUUUCAUUGUUGUUAUCCACCAGAAGGUGCUAAUGAGACAAGAAAAGAAAGGAAUAGAAAGAUCACCUUUCCAUAAACGUAUGUUUAUAUGAGGCUCUGCAUAUGAAUAUGCAGACAAUGUUACAUGUGAUCCAGAAGAAGUUUGAUGAGUUUUAUUGAAUAACUUUAUUAUGCUCCUUUUUACUUUUCUGAGUGCAAAACAAGAAGGGUGAAAUAAACUGAAUUGAUUGAAAAGGCCAUCACCUUUACCCAUCAAUGUAUUACAAUCUUAUUUUCUGUACAAAACAUUUUCUGAAUUUGGGAGCCGAAGUAAGUAUCAUGUGAUUUGAGAAAAAGGCUGUACAUACAGAAGCUAGUAUAACUAAUUGCUGGCAGCUCAAUAUAGGAGGCAUGCACUGAAAUGUCUUUCUGAAUGCACUACAGCAAGUACAUAUUGUGUACUUCAACAGUAACCAAAAGGUGCAUUCAAAAGCUUUUAAAAAAUAUUUGAAAAAAUAUAUUUACAAUGAAAGUCUUUCCCAUUUUGUUAUUAUUACAAUGUAAAACUUACAUGAGUAAUAAUGGGAAAGAGGAAAUGUGUUUUGAGGCAAUAGUUGCACAGCUACAAUCAAUUAUUUAGUCAGUAUCAGACUUGGGGCGAAAAUUGGUCUCAAUUUUUAUUACUCAGAAUCUCAGGAUUUUGUCCCUUUUAGUUUAUUACUUUUGGGAUAGAGUACUUUUUUGGGUGUCAAAAUACACGUGUAUAGACUGUUUCAGACUGAUUAAUGUUACUAACUUUUUGGGUUAUGUUUUCAUGUUAUUUUAUUACAAGACAAAUCCUCCUGUUUUGGCUGCUCAAGAGUGCAGAUCUGUUCCAGUGCUUUAACACAUGAAUCAUUUUCAUGCUGUUGUAUUUUUACCCAACCCACUGUCUUGAUUUUUGUAUAGGUCCUGUCCCACUGAGUGCUGUGUAAUGUCGAGAACUGAUGGAUGUGUAAAUGUGGGUGCAAGCUUGUCUGAGAGUGUAAAAAGGAUAGGGUGCCGCAUUUAAGACACGUCAAUAGAUUAUUUUAAGAAGUGCGACCAAUCCAAACUAUCCAUCAGCAGAUGUGGACAUAUUUUCAAAGAUGCGGCAAGCCAGGCCUUUGAAGCAUUCUAUGUUUCAAAUGUCCAGUUCUGUCUGAAAUGAAUAACGUGGACAUAUUCAUGAGGGAGAAAAGUAUUACAUUGCCAAUCAGAUCAAAGGCGAGCUUCCUCUGAAUCCCCUCCUCUGGCUGCCUUUCGUAUGCAGAAGGGCUCUGUUCCAUAAUAUGUUGCCCACCUCAUCUGACUGUGAAAUUAGAAGGCAAUAACCCAGUGAAAUUAAACUUCAUGGCCCUCUCAAGCUGUCACAACUCAUUACCAGUGAUAGCAACCCCAACUGUCAUAUGUCAACUUUGCUUGAUCUACAUGGAUGGGGAGAGAAAAAAGCUUACAAAAUGAAUUUUCGAUCCCUUAGCACAAAAUUGCUCUGCUGGGGUUCAUUUCAAGAUUCAUAACCAAAGAUUAAUACAUUGACUCAGAGUCACUCAUUCCUUCAGCUUCAGCUGAAAACAAGGACAGUCAAAAUGUCAUCAAUGUAGAUGAGGCUUUAAAAGUACGAUAGAGCACAGGGAAGAAGAAUGUCAAACUUUAGAAUAACAUGUGCUUUCUUUAGUGUUUGAGCUAAUAUCAUCAUUAACUUGGGGCAGAACUGUUAAAAGGUAAUGGAAAACCUCAACAAAUGUUCAACAAUAAUCUGACCUGAAAAAUAUUCCAGUCAUUGUUGAGCUUUAAAAAUAUAUAUAUUUGAGAUGUUUAACAAUAAAUUGUUUUAUUACUGUUUUAUUAUUGUUUUGUCUUGUCAGUAAUUAUUCAGUUCCCAACAUUAUACAGUGCCUUUAAUGAGCAAGGCAUGAUCCAAUCUGAUUUAGCCAUGGUCAUGUGAAUGGUCACUGCCUUAGAAUGAGUUAUGAUAGGUGUUUAUUGAUUUGCUAAUAUGUAUUGCACUGGAUAUUUCUUUUUAUGGGAAUUCUUCUCAUACAUACCAUUUAUGUGAAUGUGCUAUACAAUACUAUAUUAUAGGCAGUAUGACAUUUAGGAUUGGAAUGGUGUGUGUGUGUGAGUGUGUCUGUUUGUACAUAUGUCUGCAUGUCCUCACCUGUUACAUCUUUAGUGCAUCUUAAAUCUAAAUAUACAAUUUGCUUAUCACAUUUUUAGUGCUGUCUCCUACUCUUUCUCUUGCUAAUGAGAGCCACCCAUUAAUACUGGCUGCAAAUGUCCCGUGGGUAGCUCAGACAUUUACUGAUUAUGUCCCCUAGAAGAAGAGUUUCUGAGUGAGUCCCCCUAGUGGAAAGUAUGAUAAUUGCAAUGUGCUUGGCAAGUAACCUGCAGCCCGAUAACCUGCUAUGUAUGCCCCAGGUAAAAUGUCACUCAUGAGGAAUUAUCGCUGUGUAAAAGAAAAAAGCUACAAACUGCCUGGUUUCAACUGUUGGGAGGAUCUUUGAUCUAGAACAACACAUGUAACAAGGUGAAGGAGAAGAGAGUGUGUGUUUACAUUCUGUUUACAAUGUUUGUUUAUUGCAUAUCAUACAAUUAAGUAAUGUGUAAUGUGUUUUCACCUUUGGAAUAUAAUAUUACACUGUUACCUGUAUAGAUAGCUGAUAACAAUGGUCAAGUAGUAAUUUUUAUGAGAAUUAAGUGAUUGUUUUUGUGCCUUUUUAUUGUAAAAUGCAUGGUAACCAUUACAGUAUGGAGGUCACGGAAAUGUGUAUUUUUGUAUUCUGCAGAAAUUAAUUGUUAAACUUUGUACAUUUUGCGCUGCCUUGUAAAGGCUGCCAGUUGAUAUCUUCCUACAUCAAUAAAACGGAAUGCAAUCAUAA